Molecule: messenger RNA, 2475 nt
Organism: Sciurus carolinensis (gray squirrel)
Lineage: Eukaryota; Metazoa; Chordata; Mammalia; Rodentia; Sciuridae
Gene: Nck1
Product: NCK adaptor protein 1
Exons: 4
Coding region: 460-1593 (377 amino acids)
Biological process (GO): negative regulation of PERK-mediated unfolded protein response; positive regulation of endoplasmic reticulum stress-induced intrinsic apoptotic signaling pathway; positive regulation of translation in response to endoplasmic reticulum stress
Molecular function (GO): ephrin receptor binding
Source: RefSeq, a predicted model, not a curated record
CCCUCUCCAGAGAGCUACGCGGCGGCGGAGCGCAGGCCUCGUGCCGUAACGGCCAUCCCGGCGGCGUCCCGGUGCCCUCCUCAAUUGACUGGAGCCGCCUGGGCACGGCAGAGGGAAGGUGAGACGGCCUUGCCGGCGGGCAGACACACACAGCCCUUCCGUCCCCCGUCGGUGCACACCGCCUGGUCUCGCUUCCUCUUCCCCGGCGAAGUUAGCCCCGGGGGCGCCGUCUGCCGGCGCGGAGCUGAGCCGGAGGGGGCGGGGAGGCCGCUCGGCGGAGGCUGGGCGUCUGCGCCGCGGCUCGGGGCGACCCCGCGGCCUCCCUCCUGCUCCCGGAACGCCGCCCCUGCGAGGCUGGAAGGUCGAGCGCGCCGUGCGCUGCCUCCGUGUCCUCCUGAUAAAGUCUUGUGGCCAGCUCUGGCGUCAUCCGAGGCCGGGAAGUGCUAAAGCUGCUAAAAGAUGGCAGAAGAAGUGGUAGUAGUAGCCAAAUUUGAUUAUGUGGCCCAGCAAGAACAAGAGUUGGACAUCAAGAAGAAUGAGAGAUUAUGGCUUCUGGAUGAUUCUAAAUCCUGGUGGAGAGUUCGGAAUUCCAUGAAUAAAACAGGUUUUGUGCCUUCUAAUUAUGUGGAAAGGAAAAACAGUGCUCGGAAAGCAUCUAUUGUAAAAAACCUAAAAGAUACUUUAGGCAUUGGAAAAGUGAAAAGAAAACCUAGUGUUCCAGAUUCUGCGUCUCCUGCUGAUGAUAGCUUUGUUGACCCAGGGGAACGUCUCUAUGACCUCAACAUGCCUGCCUAUGUGAAAUUUAACUACAUGGCUGAGAGAGAGGAUGAAUUAUCAUUGAUAAAAGGAACGAAGGUGAUCGUCAUGGAGAAAUGCAGUGAUGGGUGGUGGCGGGGUAGCUACAACGGACAAAUUGGAUGGUUCCCUUCAAACUAUGUAACUGAAGAAGGCGACAGUCCCUUGGGUGACCAUGUGGGUUCUCUGUCAGAGAAAUUAGCAGCAGUUGUCAAUAACUUAAAUAGUGGACAAGUGUUGCAUGUGGUCCAGGCUCUUUACCCAUUCAGCUCAUCUAAUGAUGAAGAACUUAAUUUUGAGAAAGGUGAUGUAAUGGAUGUUAUUGAAAAACCAGAAAAUGACCCAGAAUGGUGGAAAUGCAGGAAGAUCAAUGGAAUGGUUGGUCUGGUACCAAAAAACUAUGUUACCAUUAUGCAGAAUAAUCCAUUAACCUCAGGUUUGGAGCCAUCACCUCCACAGUGUGAUUACAUUAGGCCUUCACUCACUGGAAAGUUUGCUGGCAAUCCUUGGUAUUAUGGCAAAGUCACCAGGCAUCAAGCAGAAAUGGCAUUAAAUGAAAGAGGGCAUGAAGGGGAUUUCCUCAUUCGUGAUAGUGAAUCUUCGCCAAAUGAUUUCUCAGUAUCACUAAAAGCACAAGGAAAAAAUAAGCAUUUUAAAGUCCAACUAAAAGAGACUGUCUACUGCAUUGGGCAGCGUAAAUUUAGCACCAUGGAAGAACUCGUAGAACAUUACAAAAAGGCACCAAUUUUUACAAGUGAACAAGGAGAAAAAUUAUAUCUUGUCAAGCAUUUAUCAUGAUAUUGCUGAUCAGAAGUGACUGCUCUACAGCUUUAAUUCAUCAUAUAAUUGAAGACUGAGAAGUGUCAGUCCAAUCAUGCUUGAUUGGAAAUUGCUGUUUCUAACUCUGAGAAUUGACUAUAAUACAUAAGUAUUUUUAUUAUAACUCAGCCCAUACAUAUAUACUAUGUAUGCAAUGCAUCUGCAUAGAACAGUUCUUAUCCUUGGUCUUCUAUUUUACUGUUUUCUUCUUUGCUGUUUUUCUCUUUGCUUCUAAUAUUAAGAUUUUGUAUUUUGAAAAAAAGGAGUAAUACAGAUCAGAAGUCUUUAUAUGGACGAUUUCCUUUAUUCCCAUUCCUUGAUUUCCUUGUAAAGGCACCCCAUUAGUUCUGCCAUGGUUUCUCUUCACAUAAAAUUAUAUCUAUAUAUGGCAUAUGCUAAAAUAAAUUUCUUGGAGAGUGUUAAUCUUUUCUGUGACUAAAUAGCAAUAAUAAAUGGAAAAUUAGAAAUUAUUUUCAGGUAUGUAUUUGUCACAAGCCAUUGUAAAUAUCAAGUAUGUUGUGUAUGCCAUUAUUUUUAAAAGUUCAUUCGUUGUCUUCACUGUACUAUGAAAUAGAUGGGGCAUGGGUUAGAAACAUCUUAAUGUAAUUUUAAUUUACAAUUGUUGAAACAAAAAUCACUGAAGUCUUAAGAAUUUUCUUUGAUUUUUUUUUUCUUGUUCUUCAAGAGAACAAAGCAGUCUCUGAGAUAUUGAGCUUUUAAAACUGUAAAUGGAUACUCUAGUGUUACUUUUUUUCCCCUAAUGUUACUUUACCAAAGCAUCUUGUAUUAGAACAUGUUAUAUUGAUGCCAGUGUGAAAUAAAUUAUGAACAAGUUUUGGGGAAAUAGGAGACAAUAAGAGA